Molecule: messenger RNA, 2475 nt
Organism: Clonostachys rhizophaga
Lineage: Eukaryota; Fungi; Ascomycota; Sordariomycetes; Hypocreales; Bionectriaceae
Source: the annotation of a GenBank genome assembly
AUGAAGCUAUUUACGCCCAGUUUCAUCUUGAUUCUAUCAACUCAUGUUUUAGGUACAUCCUUCCUCAACCACGGCCAAUUACUGAAUGAUGUUGAAGACCACGACUGGUUCGAGAGAAACAUCCCAUUUCUAGAUGUUCCCCAUCAGCAAAUCCAAAACGUUUAUUAUUACCGUUGGCAGAUAUACAAAGAACAUCUCGUCUAUACCGGCGCCCAGUAUGGCUAUAUGCCCAGUGAAUUUCUUUAUCCAGCAAGCUACGGCGCUCCUUACGGGGGCAUAGUAGCUGCUGCAGGGCACCACAUAAACGAGGGACGUUGGUUACGCGAUAUCAAGUAUGGAGAAGAUACCGUCAACUACUGGCUUUCGGGUCCUGGGCAAUUUCCGAAACCUAUGGAAGACAGCGUUAAUGCGGAUACCUCAGAUUGGGCACACGAGUACAGUUUCUGGGCUGCUAGCUCGGUGUGGAACCAGUAUUUGAUUACCGGGAACCGUGACUUUACCGUCGGCCAAUUGGACAACCUGAUUAAGCAGUAUCAUGGUUGGGAUACCCACUUCAAUGAGUCUCUUGGGCUGUAUUGGCAGGUGCCUGUUUGGGACGCUUCCGAGUACACAGCUGCUUCCUACGAGUCAGGCGAGGCGUAUCAUGGCGGAGCUGGGUAUCGACCCACGAUUAACGCCUACCAGUAUGGUGAUGCUCGAGCUAUUGCCUCCAUUGCAGCUCUGGAGGGCGACAGAGAUUUGGUUGACAAAUACACGACUCUAGCCAACAACUUGCAAGAGGCAUUACAAAAAUACCUUUGGGACGAAGACAAGUUAUUUUUCAAACAUCGAGCACGGGACAACAACCCCUCAGAAGCCUUGCUUGUUGAUCGUGAAAUCAUGGGCUAUGUACCUUGGAUGUUCAAUAUGCCUAAUGUAGAUACGCAUAUUGCUGCAUUUUCUCACCUCAAAGACUCCCAGGGGUUCGACGCGGAGUUUGGGCCAACCACGCUUGAGAGAAGAAGCAAGUGGUACAUGUAUGAAGCAACAAACUGCUGCCAUUGGGACGGCCCUUCGUGGCCAUUUGCAACCGCCCAAACUCUCACCGCGGUGGAAAAUGUGUUGCAUAACUACCCGUCUCAAACAUACAUUACGCCUGAUGAUUACUUCAAAUUGCUUGAAAGAUAUGCUGCCACACAACACAAAGACGGCAAACCCUAUGUGGCUGAGGCCCACGAUCCUGACACAGACAGAUGGAUGUACGAUGGCAACAAUCACAGCGAGGACUACAAUCACUCCACCUUUAUUGAUAAUAUUCUGGCUGGACUGCUGGGCUUGCGAGGCCAAGCUGACGAUACGAUCGUCGUCAACCCAUUGGUCCCAUCAGACUGGGAAUACUUUGCCCUCGAAAAUGUGGCUUAUCACGGCCAUGAAAUCACCAUCCUCUGGGAUCAGACAGGCUUCAAAUAUGGUCAGGGGAAAGGAUUACAAGUUUACCUCGAUGGUAUUCUUGCCGAGAGUCGCGACAACUUAGGCUUAAUCAAAGUCAAUGUCGGUGAGGUAUCACGAUCAAGAUCAAAACCAUCUGUGAAUAUUGCCGCAAAUGGACAGUCAUUUCCCCAGCUCACAAGUGCUUUUGCUUCAUACACUUUUUCUCCGGUUGACGACGCUGCUCGAGUUCUCGACGGCAUUGUGUGGCGGACUGGAAUCCCAGAAAAUACGCGCUGGACUUCGUACAACAGCCCAAAUGCAGAGGACCAUAUUGGUAUCGAUCUCCGCCGAAGUCAAGUUGUCUGUGAUGUUCGACUGUUUUUCUACGACGAUGCUGGCGGCGUCCGCAUUCCGUCUAGCUACGACCUUCAAUAUUGGACUGGGAGUGAAUGGGUCACGGUUCCGAACCAAAGUCGCACCGCCCUGCCAACCACCUCUAAUGUCGAGACCAGAAUCACUUUUCCGGAGAUCAAAACAUCUCAGUUGCGCAUCGCUGCUCCUAAUCACGGUUCUGGGACAGGCUGGGGGCUUUCGGAAUUUGAAGUGUGGACAGCAGCCAUUUUCCAAAUCAGAAAUGAGAACAGUGGAAAGCUAAUGGGCGUUGAAGCAAUGUCAGCUGCAAACAGUGCCAAAAUUCAACAAUAUGAGGAUAAUGGUACCCGUGAUCAUCUGUGGCUAUUUGUGCUCAGCGCUGGCGGGUGGUGGAAGAUCAAGAAUCUCAACAGCGGAUUACUUCUGGCCGUCGAAAAUGCCUCGACACAAAAUAGCGCGCAGUUACAACAGUACGCGGAUAGCGGGACGGAUGAUCAAUUGUGGAGGGUUGAAUCCAAGGGCAAAGGUUUGUUCUUUAUCCGCAACAAAAAUAGCCAAUUGCUGGCAGGGGUAGACGGUAUGUCAACCGCCAACAGUGCAAAUAUUGUCCAAUUUGAGGAUAAUGGAACCAGAGACCACCUCUGGCAUUUGCUUCCUGCUGUUUCAGAAGGAUGCUCUGAGGGCAUUGAGUAG